UUCCGGCAACAAGGCGGAGCCUGGAAAUCUAAAAACAGAUAUUCCCAAUAAAAGCCGAAUUUCUACCUAAUUCUGCUUCACAUUUUCAAUCGAAUUGAUCCAACAUCUUGUUGAGUGCCAUUGGCACUAAAAAACUUUAAAAAUGGAUGAUUUUGAAGCACGGAAAUAUGAAAUUGAUGUCAAGUUGGAUAGGGAAACCACCAAUUUGGCCCUUCUCAAGGAAUCGUUGGACAAGAGUGACAACAUGACAAAGAACAUGUUGUCUAUACUUGACACAUUCAACAACAGACUGCGGAAGCUGGAAGCUACAAUCACACCAGUUUAUCAAGAAACAGGGAACUUACAGAGGAGACAAGAGAAUAUUGACAAAAGUCUUUGUAAACUUGAUAAUGUGUUAAGUUUCUAUCAUGUUGCAAAAGAAGCUGAUCCUAUCAUACGAGAGGGGCCUAGCUCUGGUUUGGAGACGUAUUUGGAUUGCAUGGCUAAACUGAGAGGAGCAGUGAACUACUUCACAGAAGAUAAUCCAGGAAGCCCUGAACUCUCUACUGUUAGCAAUCUGUAUGAGACUGGCAAAGACAAUUUGGAGCGAGAGUUUAGUUCUCUGCUGAAGCGACACAGUAAGCCAGUUACCCCCGUGGCGGUUCUAAACAUGAUUGGAACAGAUGAAGAACUGCCAAGCGACAAGCGUCCAGAGAGUGUAUGCAGUGCUGGCAGUAUAUUAGGUGUCGAGCAUAUAUCGGACAGAGUGGUCGAGGAACUUGUUCAGAUAACAAAAUGGCUUGUUGACAACAGAGCAUCGACUGAAUUCAUGAAUGUUUACGCAACGGUCAGGUCAAAUAAUCUCAUGAAAACUUUGCAAGGAGUAAAGGAUCAUUUGCGGAAGGCAAGCAGUGGUAGUACAUCCCACGGUACCCCCCACUCGCCUCUUGUAACGGCAAAAAUGAGAGGUGCAAAAGACACUCCAACCAGGCGGACUUCCAAGAGAGUCGCAACAUUUGCCCGCAAGUCAACAUCACUGAUACGAGGUUCAAUCCACUCUUUACCCAUUGAUCCAAGUGGCCUGAAGCGGCAGCCAUCUUUCAGCCUUGAUAUCAAAGAAGAAGGCAGUGAGAUUGACAUAGAGAUCUAUAUGAGCUGCAUCUCGGCUUUACUUAAGUUGGCACAGAGUGAAAACCAGCUCCUGAUGAGAAUUCUUCCACACGAAUACCAGCGGAAAACAUUCGAUCUCCUGAUCCAGUCGUCGUUGGAAUCGAUUGUGAACGAGGGAGAACAGAUUGCCAUUUCAGCCAGGAAGUUGAUUGCUAAACACGACUUCUCUGGCCUGUUGUCCAUCUUCCCUGUGGUGAAACAUCUACGCUCGGUCAAGGUGGAAUUUAUACAGACUUUGGAGGGAUGUCAGGCACCGACGCGACAUAAGCUGACCUCACUCAUGGACUCGCUCAGUACUACAGGUGCCAAAGCAUUGGAGUCAUUCAUCGAAAAUAUAAGGAAUGACUCUGAUAAACAAUCCAACAUGCCCAAGGACGGAACAGUCCAUGAACUUGCUAAUAAUGUGCUGAUCUUCCUUGAACAACUGAUGGAUUAUGGAGAAACAGCAGGUGCUAUGCUUCUAGAACAAGAAGCCAAAACCACACCCACUGACCUCAAACGUGAUGAUAUUUUUAAGCAUAAACUUGCUGAUUAUAUAAACAAGGUGCUGUGUGCAUUGAACCUCAACCUGUGUAACAAAUCUAAUUGCUACGGAGAGACUCUGAAGGCCGUCUUCAUUCUGAACAACUACAAUUAUGUACUCACUUCCAUGAAGAGAUCUGGCGUAUUAGAAGCGCUAACAGCUUAUAACAAAGAUGUCGAGAAGUACUAUAAUGAGCAACUCCUUGAGCAUAUGAGGUUGUAUUCACAAAGUUGGAGUCGUGUCCUUCAUUACAUCUAUGAGCCAAGCAAACCUGCCUCACUUCAGAAGACUCCAUCGCCGGAGUCGGGGAAGUUAAAAGAUAAGGAGAGGCAAACUAUCAAAGAUAAAUUUGCUGGUUUCAACAAAGAGAUGGAGGAGUUAUUCCGUACGCAGAAAACGUAUGCUAGUCCUGAUCCAGAAUUACGUGCCAAACUCACCAAGGACAACAAGGACUUUAUUCUGCCCAAAUACAGAUCAUUCUUGGAGAAAUACAUGACAAUGAACUUUUCAAAAACUCCAGAUAAAUAUACGAAAUAUUCCGCUGACGAUGUGAGCUACAUGAUUGAUCAGUUCUUUGAAGGUGCUAUGUGAGACGACUGUGUUUGGUUGGUGGUCAAGGUUUGCAUCUGAUAACUUGGCGGCCUAUUAUUAUUCCAUUGGUGAUGUACGAGAAUGUAGCUUAUAAUCUUGGGUGCUGUCUUCAGUUAUAGUAAGGUUGUUUCUUUAGUUAUAACUUGGAUGAAUGAAAAGACAGUAGGCAGGUGAGAUUUUAAGAAAAGGUGCAUCGUUAACAUUUUUGGCAGGAAUGAUAUUGUCUGGUGAAAGACAUCAUCUUCUCAGAUCAUUAGAGUGUUGUUGGUGAUUCUCCUGUGGAUAUUGCCGAGAUGCCUUCUCACAUGGUCAAUUAUUUUAUUUGUAGCUGGUUGAAGCUAUUGGGGUAAAGUUUUUAUCAAGUCCUACUGAACAUUGGCAAAGGGGUUACUGGUACCACACUUGAUUAACUGAAAAAGACAAAACCUGAGAUCAAAAAAUAUUACAAAUCAGGCAAUCUAAGUACAGAUAUCUAAAAAUACUACUCUUGAAGUAGUUAUGCCUCUCCUGCAUUGUCUAAUGUUAUGUAAACUCUGAUGAUGUACGAUUUGUAUACUGUACUAUAUGACUGUACAUUUGAU
Molecule: messenger RNA, 2844 nt
Organism: Lineus longissimus
Lineage: Eukaryota; Metazoa; Nemertea; Pilidiophora; Heteronemertea; Lineidae
Product: exocyst complex component 7-like
Exons: 20
Coding region: 143-2263 (706 amino acids)
Biological process (GO): exocytosis
Cellular component (GO): exocyst
Molecular function (GO): phosphatidylinositol-4,5-bisphosphate binding
Source: RefSeq, a predicted model, not a curated record